GUGCAGGUCAGUUUCGUGUUAUGUUAACGGAUAAAAAACCAAUUAAACAAAAUUUCAAACGCCGAAUAAUUACAUGUUGCUCACACAGGUAAUUAGGGACGUAAGCGGGGAGAUACAUCAGCUCUAUGAUGCUUCUCAGUAAAGCGCAGUGAUCUUUAUGACAGCUUGCGCGCAAACACGUAAACAUUCAACAUUUUAAAUGUAAAGCAUUUAACCUUGUGUCACGACAGGUGAUUAAAUAGUAGCCUUCUUAAUGUUAAUCAUUACGUUUCGAAAUUUGUACAUCUUGUUGGUCUUGGGUGAUUGGACACGGUCAGUUCCACGUAGAUUCCGAGCUAAGGUCGAUGUGUUUCUAAACCGUGUGUGCUAAAUUUUUCAGAUGGAAACAAGAGACAAUCGUGAUCUGUAUUUUAAAAUAUAAUUUCUAUUUCUGUGCCAGUUUCCACUUUAGAAUCACCUUUAUAAUCGUAAAACAUGAAAUUGCUUAAAUUGUGGUAUGUUUGGACAGUGAUAUCCUUUUUGGUGUUCCAAUUCGUUCUUGAAGGUUCUGGACAAGAAGCGGGAUUUGAGUUACCAGUGCAAUUAGUGGGAUUCCCAUUUAUUAUUAUGGCCGUGAGACUUACAAAUUUCGUUAAGAAAUUAUCUUACGCCUUAAAUCCAGCCACAUACCGCUCGCGCAAUCGCCGGCAGCUGGCCGCUGACACCGACCCGUUCGACGCGGCGGAGGUGGAGAAGUACAUAGUGGGCGAAUUCGGCGCGCGAGCGUGCGUGUUCGAGCGCGUGUGCGCGCAUUACGCGGCGCGCGCGCAGUGGGACCCCAAGCCGCAGAUGGACUGGCCGGACGUCUUCAGUCACUAUAAGCGCUCGUCAGACCAGGCGAAGGACUUCUACCUGCUGAGCGUGUUCCUCGGCGACAUCGUGGGGUCCCCGCAGCUCUGCCACCAGCUGGGCAAGCGGAGGAGCUGUGAUGAAGGACUCUUGGAAGGUUCCUAGAUAUACUUCUAAACU
Messenger RNA from Cydia splendana, 1008 nucleotides. RefSeq lists its product as uncharacterized. Bases 475 to 993 code for a protein of 172 amino acids. The record is from RefSeq and is a predicted model, not a curated record. Lineage: Eukaryota; Metazoa; Arthropoda; Insecta; Lepidoptera; Tortricidae. The transcript is spliced from 3 exons.